Heterotrigona itama is the source of this 389-nucleotide messenger RNA. Lineage: Eukaryota; Metazoa; Arthropoda; Insecta; Hymenoptera; Apidae. The record is from the annotation of a GenBank genome assembly.
AUGACCGUGCAAGAGUUCAAGCCUCGUGGCGGUGCUGCCGAGGAACAACAGCCGUCCGGCGACAUUCUUUCACCGUCUAGCGAGCCAUUGGACAACGACAAGGAACAAUCGGCCCAGGUCUGUUAUCGUGGUGCGCCGCAGGAUAGCGAGAAUCUAUUGGGACGUGUUUUAGCCGUCUCUCCAAUGGGAAUUGAAUUCGAGGGGCGGGAUCGGGAAACGGACGAAGAAUUAAAUUCGGAGCGCUGUUAAUUAGGGGAAUUGUUUAAUAAAGGAUUGCUGCAUCGUUCACGAAGGAGAGUUAAUUUAUCGGUGGUCGAUUCAUCGGUGAAGAAGAAAAUUAGGAUGUUUUAGCUUUAAUAACGCCAUUGUAGUCGACGCGUGACACGGCC